Abrus precatorius (Indian licorice) is the source of this 1280-nucleotide messenger RNA. Its product is annotated as protein MICROTUBULE BINDING PROTEIN 2C. Gene Ontology annotation, molecular function: microtubule binding. Gene Ontology annotation, biological process: plasmodesmata-mediated intercellular transport. Bases 108 to 1121 code for a protein of 337 amino acids. The record is from RefSeq and is a predicted model, not a curated record. Lineage: Eukaryota; Viridiplantae; Streptophyta; Magnoliopsida; Fabales; Fabaceae. The transcript has 5 exons.
UCUGAGUCUCUCUCUCUCUCUCUCUCUCUCUCUCUAACUUUCUCUCUCCUCCGCCAGCAAAACACUUGGCUCUGCUUCUCUCUCCGAUCCUCCGGCGAGGAAGCAAAAUGCAGCAUUUUGUGGAUUUGCAAGAGAACUCGGAGUUCGGUGACCCGGAUUCAUGGCUUUCAGCGCAAGACCACUCCGUAUCGUCGCUUGCUAACGCCUCCGCCACUGCAUCGGCACCCAAUGCCAAUUUGGAUCGCGUUCUCUUCAACGACCUCGUCGAGAUUGUCCCUCUCGUUCAGUCACUCAUCGAUCGCAAGGCAAGCCGUUCAUUUACCCGUCGUGGUUCCAUGAUCUACACCAAGACACCUACAAGAGAAUCAUUGUCUAGAAGAGCAACGGAUUCCAAAAGUAGGAAUGUUGCUCAAUCUAUUCCUGCCAAAAAGAAAAGGGACCAUGGAGAAAAAGAGCAAGGAAAAAAUGGUAGCAAUGAUGCUGAUAGCUAUUCUAUGCUUUCAUCAAGAGAUUUGCCAUCAGAAAAGGACAGAGAAGAGUUAGCUAUAUUUAAGGAGCAGGUAGAAGAACUUCAGAGGAAAUUGUUAGAGAAAGAUGAACUUUUGAAGUCAGCAGAAAACUCAAGAGACCAAGUGAAUACUUUUAAUGUAAAACUUGACGAACUGAAACACCAGGCUUCGGAAAAGGACACUUUACUGAAGUAUACUCAACAGCAGCUCUCUGAUGCUAAGAUAAAGCUUGCAGACAAGCAAGCUGCUCUUGAAAAGAUACAAUGGGAAGCAAUGACAUCCAACAAGAAAGUAGAGAAACUCCAAGACGAGCUAGAUUCCAUGCAAGCAGAUAUUUCUUCAUUCACGUUAUUACUUGAAGGAUUGACAAAAUCUGAUACUUCUAAAUAUGCUGAUGAUUAUGACAUCAAGCCAUAUGAUUUCAGUCACCUGCCUAGUAUUGAUAAUUUGGACGAGAUGGAAUUGCAGAAAAUGGAAGAAGCAAGAAAAGCUUAUAUUGCUGCAGUUGCUAUUACCAAGGAAAAACGAGACGAGGAAUCUAUUACUGCUGCUGCCAAUGCUCGGUUACAUCUUCAGUCCUUUAUUUUCAAAUCUAAAAAUUUUAACCUGUAAAUCACUUGUUUUAUUCAACGUGUUUACACUUUAGGGGCCCCUUUAGUCAAAAUGGUAAAGCGCUUAUCCUGUGUGUGAAGAUUUGAUUGAUUUACAUGUCUGUUUAUGAACAAAUAUGUAAGUUUAUGCCAUUUUACGUGAAAAAGUGAAAAACUAGAG